GCACGGGCCGAUCCACGGCGCGAGGGACAUCUGCCUAGCUUCCGCCGGUCGAGCUUGUCCUCACACCGUGAUGUCAUCGAAUCUCCAAGAGCGGGACAUUGAACUCGGUGCGGUACGCUGCGCAGGUCUCGGUGGGGCGCGUCGGCAUUGGUCGGCGGCAGCGCCCUUUGCGGGCAGAGAGAACGGAGGCGACUGCGUACGCUUCGUUAGCUCGGCUUGCCAACCUGAACGCACAACACCAUGGUCAGGUACCUGGUCAGGUACCUGGAUCCGUUACCCUCCCGUCCCUCCGUUUCGAGAAGCUUUCCACACCACGCGAGAUCGAUGCGUCGGGGACAGUCACGAAUGGCGAUUGUUUCGUUCCCAGCACACGCGUGCUGCUCGCUCUUCUGCGCUCGUUGGAACAGUGCACGGCCGAGGCAUUUCGUCAGCGUACCACCAUUCGCGCCGCUGGCCGACUCGUUUGCUAUAGGAACACGCUGCGACCGCGAUGUUGCAGCCCAAUCAGGGGCGUCGAAAACGAUUGGCUGCGGCUGUGUCGCUGGGCGGGCGCUAGUUACGCCUCGGACCGAGUGGAAGCUUGCGGCAUUCAGCUCGCCUCAACCCCGCCUUUCCUUGCGCGAACAGCGCGCUCUGUUCGGAGACGACAAGAUACAGCAGCUAACCGGUUCGGCCACGGCGUGAUGAUCCACGCAUUAAUUACUUGGGCUCGCCCUUCCUAGCUGAUCCGGUAGCGCGCUCGAAAUGACG
This is a messenger RNA of Canariomyces notabilis, 750 nucleotides long. RefSeq lists its product as uncharacterized. The coding region runs from base 346 to 684 and encodes 112 amino acids. Lineage: Eukaryota; Fungi; Ascomycota; Sordariomycetes; Sordariales; Chaetomiaceae. The transcript has a single exon. The record is from RefSeq and is a predicted model, not a curated record.